Molecule: messenger RNA, 993 nt
Organism: Arabidopsis arenosa
Lineage: Eukaryota; Viridiplantae; Streptophyta; Magnoliopsida; Brassicales; Brassicaceae
Source: the annotation of a GenBank genome assembly
GUUAAGAGAAGUGAGAAACGAGCACACACAAGAUCCAAUAUGGAGGAAGGAAACACCACAAUCAUCAUGGCGUCACUCUCUACUCUUUCUCCUUCACACCUCACGAAUCUGACUCACUCCAUUCUCUCAAUCUCCCACCACCAUCGCCGCCGUCUCGCCGCCGUCCUAUCAUCUCCGACCCUUUUCUCCCUCACUCUCCGCCACCUCCUCUCUCUAUCUCUUCCCGACAAAACCCACCUCAUCGCCAACCAUCUCCUUUCUCUCCUCCACCCUCUUCUCAUCCACCGUAAACACCACUCCUCCUCCGCCGUCACCAUGAAGCUCCGGGACCUCGACGCAGUGGUCCUCCUCCUCUUUCUCUGCGAAACCCACCAGCUUCAUCCAGAUGUUUUAGAAGCUUCCGCCGAUAAUUGGCGGGAAAUUCUCGGUAAUACGUACUCUAAUACCAUGUUAAGUAAUAAUUCCGGUCUUUGGACUUGCGAUGCCGGAAUCUUGAUGCCUUACAUAGAAACCCUAGUUAGAUGCAAAAGAUUUGUUGACAUAAUGGGAGGCUACAACCAUCUUCGCCGAAGAGAUCAAAAAGAAGGCUACGAAGUUCCGGCUGCUAGAGCGGCUGUUGUGGCGUUACGAGCGGUUGAGGUUUUAAACGCCGCCGGAUCAAACGCCGGAGAAGUAGAAUGCGUGAUAUGCAAGGAAGAGAUGAGCGAAGGAAGAGAUGUUUGUGAAAUGCCAUGUCAGCAUUUGUUUCACUGGAAGUGUAUCUUGCCGUGGCUAAGCAAGAAGAACACGUGUCCUUUCUGCAGGUUUCAACUUCCCACCGACGAUGUCUUCUCGGAGAUCCAACGGCUGUGGGAGAUCCUCGUCAAGAGCAGCGAGUUACACGUGGCGUAAUCUCAGCUGGCGGUGAUGAAUACAUGUGUAAGAAGAACUAAAGAAGCGUGUACAUCGUAAUCUAGUAAUAUCUAUGUAGAAUAAUAUAUCACGUACUGUUAC